GCACCCGGUAACGUGACUGUAAAAUGUGGUCUAUAUAAUGAUCAUAGCUAAUUCCUGUGAGAUCAUAUUGGACAUCGCCUCAGUGGAAUACGGACUACAUCUUACUGAGAUAUCACUGAAGUAAUGGCAAAUUUAUUGAAAGUUCUUAUUCUUGGUUUAACAAUAUGUGGUUUUUUAGUGGCAUCGACAACGGGUAACGAAUCUUCAAAUAGAAAUGAUUACAAAUGUGCACGACCUGGAAUUUGCAUCGAUGGUACGGGAAAAGAGUUCAGAUGCGUCGUUAAAAAUACGGAAUGUUGCGUGAAUUCACAAAACAUACUCAGUCUUUACCAUGCACCACGAGGAAUGACAUGCUGUGGCGGGGAUGGAAUGUUUCAUGAACAAACACAUGAUUGUGUAAUAAAUGAAAAAGGAGAUGGGAAAAUACAACUUCGAGAAAAUGUCAUAUUUUGCCCCGGAACUGAAAUGUAUUACAAUCCCUCGAGUCAAUUUUGUAGUACCGGAGAAAGUGGAAAAACUGAAGUUUUGAUGCUGAAAGAUUAUUCCCUCAACUCAGCAUCGCCAUACACCGACGUUAAUAGGCCUUAUACUUGCGUAAGCUCGCGAGUAUGCUCCGAUUCAUCAGGACGACGGUUUAAGUGUACGGAGAAAAAUGUAGAAUGCUGUUUGAAUAGUUUCAAACAGCUUGUUUUCUCCAACGCAAAAAGAGGAAUGACGUGUUGUGACGGAGAUGGAAUGUAUCUGGAACAAACUCAGGAAUGUGUUGAUGGUAAAAUAACGCUGAGAAAAAACGCUAUAGUUUGUCCUGGCACGGAAAUGUACCACAACCCCUCAUCUCAGAUCUGCUGUACGGGUAGCAGUGGACUAACUGAAAUACAUAUGAUUGAAGAUGGUAAACUAUGUUGUGGCACAAACUACAUUAAAAACUCUACUACGGGUUGCUGCUCCGAAGAAGCAUAUGACAGAAAGGCUGAAUGCUGUAAAAAUCGAAUUAAGGCUCCGGCUAAAGAAUGCGUUGACCCAACGGGAGAUGAUUCGAGAAAGAAUUCGAGAUUGAAAUGCACAAAAGAAACAGUAUGUUCAGAUAGAGAUAUGGAGAAACGAUCGAAGUCAUUUAAUCACUGGUCUUACAUGUACACAUUCGAAGUAAGCAGGUUCAAGCGAGAAACUGAAACUCAUCUAGUAUACAGAGUUAAAUUAUGUAGACAGUUUAUUGGAACAAGACGCAAAAAGAUUGGAACCGAACAAUGCAACUUGAAAUAUAUUGAAAUACCCAGAUGUGAAUGCCCAGGACAACUUGUGCCUGGCGUUAAUUAUGUUCUACGUACAAGACAAAAACUCAAUUCUAGAAGAAUGGUGUUGAACGGAAAAAAGUUUUAUAUCUCCCAAAAUAAAUUGUAGAUAAAAAGUCGAAAUGUAUUUUUUCGACAAAGUGUAUUUUAUAUUUCUUUGCCACAAAUAAGUUAUGAGACAAUUUUUUUUUCUUUAAAAAAAGAUGCAUGUGUAUUUUUAGUUAUUUUGUAAUUAUAUAAUACGCUAAUUUAAUUUUUCUUAUUUAUUUGUAAAUAAUACUUUUCUAUAUUUUUUUUACCUUCCUACAAGAAUUUGAUAUUAUACUGUCACUACUGUACUGACAACUGUUAUGCUUUUUUUGUGCAAUUUUCUAAACAGACUGCUAUAAUCAUUGUAUUUUUUUUUCAAUUUUUUUUAUUUAUGUGCGAUCGCCUUGUUACAGUUUCAUGAUAAAGAUGCUCCGGUCCAAACGUCUCAGCCAUUUUUGCCAUGUGGGGUUGACUAGUUUUAACACCGAUAUUUACAAUAUUUCAUAACACUGAAAGUUAAUCAAAAAUUCUAUUUUUGGAGCUCGGUUUACAAAUUUGAAACAUUAUUAUAUUCAGUAAAUAUCAAACUAGGUUUUGAAUAUGGAAUUAUAUAUUAGUAUUACAAAUUGCCGUGUUGUAAUAUAUUAACAAUUGGAUUUAAAAAUUACAUCAUGGAUUCUACAAAGCCAAUUUUUUUAAGUUAAAUAAAGUGCGAUUUGGAAACUUUUCUAUAUACCAUGUUACUAUAAGAGAGUUGUAUUUGAGCAUAUUUAACUUUAAUUUUGAUAUAGAUGAAUUAUUUGUCUUUCCUCGUGUUACAUAAUAUAUUCUACAUCCAAACAACUUUGCUUUGUUGUACAUAUUUUUUAUCACAUAUUUAUUUAGGUGUACUUUAUAUCAAAAUGUGUUAGCUGCGCUUUAAAAUACGCGACCAUUAGAUCAGAAUGGCCGCCAAAAUAUUUUUAAAACCAAAGAAAUUUUCCAAAAAUUAUUCUAAACAAAUUGGAUGUGCAAAACUUGGUGUUUCAUGAAAUAUUUGGUACACAUUACUUCAUAUUUUUGAUAUUAUUUUCAAUAUAUCUUGAUUGGCAAUUAGGACUUAUUUUUACUAAAAUCAACCUUUUGUUUAUUACUUUUUUAGGAAAAUUGUAGUUUGAUUGUAAAGUUUUUUAAGCACAUUAUUUAUAUGUAUAUUUUUAGAAAUUUAAGUUUAAGCCUUUAAGACAAUGUAAAUGGAAUAAAAGUAUUGUA
Styela clava is the source of this 2573-nucleotide messenger RNA. RefSeq lists its product as uncharacterized. Lineage: Eukaryota; Metazoa; Chordata; Ascidiacea; Stolidobranchia; Styelidae. The record is from RefSeq and is a predicted model, not a curated record.